AUGAAUAUAAAUCGUGCUGGUCAUCCGCCUGGGCCAUGGCGCAGAUAUAACAUCGAUCCCGCCACUGCUGAGCCUCCUGCUCCCCAAACUCCUCAUCCAGCCAUGCCUGGGACUGUUGCCGGCGGAAUUGAAUGUCGGCCGCGGCCCACUGGUGCUGGCGUUGGCGGUGGCUUGCGCACUGGCGCUGCUGCUGGCGGUGGCUCGGGCUCGGGUGCUGGUGCUGGCGUUGGUUCGGGCUCUGGCUCUGGCUCGGGCUAUGGCUUGGGCUUAAGCUAUCGCUGUGGCGCCGGUGCUGACUUGGGCUUGGGCUCUGGCUUGGGCUCUGGCUCGGGCUCGGGCUAUGGCUCCGGCGUGGGCUGUGGCUCGGGCUAUGGCUAUGGCUCCGGCGUGGGAAAUGGCUCCGGCGUGGGCAAUGGCUAUGGCUCUGGCUCGGGCUCGGGCUAUGGCUUGAGCUUGGGCUGUGGCGCCGGUGCUGACUUGGGCUUGGGCUCUGGCUCGGGCUAUGGCUCGGGCUCCGGCGUGGGCUGUGGCUCGGGCUAUGGCUAUGGCUCCGGCGUGGGAAAUGGCUCCGGCGUGGGCAAUGGCUAUGGCUCUGGCUCGGGCUCGGGCUAUGGCUUGAGCUUGGGCUGUGGCGCCGGUGCUGACUUGGGCUUGGGCUGUGGCUCGGCCUAUGGCUCGGGCUCCGGCGUGGGCUAUGGCUCCGGCUUCGGCUUGGGCUGCAUGAGCCCGCUGCUCUGCUGGAAUCAUACUCCAUUCCGCGCCUGA
Aspergillus chevalieri is the source of this 765-nucleotide messenger RNA. RefSeq lists its product as uncharacterized. Bases 1 to 765 code for a protein of 254 amino acids. Lineage: Eukaryota; Fungi; Ascomycota; Eurotiomycetes; Eurotiales; Aspergillaceae. The record is from RefSeq and is a predicted model, not a curated record. The transcript has a single exon.